Ochotona princeps (American pika) is the source of this 5071-nucleotide messenger RNA. It is a transcript of the gene LRCH1, whose product is annotated as leucine rich repeats and calponin homology domain containing 1. Bases 248 to 2344 code for a protein of 698 amino acids. Gene Ontology annotation, molecular function: protein binding. Lineage: Eukaryota; Metazoa; Chordata; Mammalia; Lagomorpha; Ochotonidae. The record is from RefSeq and is a predicted model, not a curated record. The transcript is spliced from 20 exons.
GCGCGCUGCCGCCGUCGCACUCGGCGGCUUCCCGGGCUCAGGCUACAUUCAAGGCUGAGCUGCCGCGGCGCCUCUCGUCCGCCCCCUCAGCCGCGCGCCUGCCGCAGCCUACUCCCUUCCAGUCGGCGUCUUUCUGGGGAGCUCUGCGAAGACUCGGCAGGGAACUGCCGUCCUCCCGGCCUGAGGAAACGCUGCGACCCCCCCCGCAGGAUAGCGGCAGGGCGGGGUGGGGGGGGCGCGGGAGAAGAUGGCGACGCCGGGAGGCGAACCCCAACCUUUCGUCCCUGCCCUCUCGGUGGCUACUUUGCACCCUCAUCAUCACCCUCAUCACCACCACCACCACCAGCAGCAGCAUGGAGGUACCGGAGCUGGCGGCGGCACUGGCGGCAGUGGCGGCGCCGGCAGCGGGGGCUUCAACCUGCCCUUGAACCGGGGUCUGGAGCGCGCGCUGGAGGAGGCGGUCAACUCCGGGGGCUUGAACCUCAGUGCCAGGAAACUAAAGGAAUUUCCCAGGACUGCGGCCCCGGGCCACGACCUUUCGGACACGGUGCAGGCAGAUUUAUCUAAAAACAGACUGGUUGAAGUUCCAAUGGAGUUGUGUCAUUUUGUAUCACUGGAAAUUCUUAAUCUCUAUCACAAUUGUAUCCGAGUCAUUCCUGAGGCCAUUGUUAAUCUGCAGAUGCUGACUUACUUAAACUUGAGUCGAAAUCAGCUGUCUGCCCUGCCUGCCUGCCUGUGUGGUCUGCCUCUCAAAGUCUUAAUCGCAAGUAACAACAAGCUUGGAUCACUCCCAGAAGAGAUAGGUCAGCUCAAACAGUUAAUGGAGUUGGAUGUCAGCUGCAACGAGAUCACAGCAUUGCCUCAGCAAAUAGGUCAAUUGAAAUCUCUACGAGAACUGAAUGUCAGAAGAAAUUAUCUGAAAGUUUUGCCGCCAGAGCUAGUAGACCUUCCCUUGGUCAAGUUUGACUUUUCCUGCAACAAAGUGCUGGUGAUUCCAAUAUGCUUUCGAGAGAUGAAGCAGCUGCAGGUGUUGCUACUAGAAAACAAUCCUUUGCAAUCACCUCCUGCACAGAUUUGCACAAAGGGCAAAGUGCACAUAUUUAAGUACUUGAGCAUUCAAGCAUGCCAAAUUAAGUCAGCUGAUUCCCUUUAUCUCCAAGCCAUGGAGAGGCCCCAUUUACAGCAGCACGUGGAAGACAGCAAGAAGGAUUCUGAUUCAGGAGUUGGAAGCGAUAAUGGAGAUAAACGAUUAUCUGCCACCGAGCCUUCUGAUGAAGACACUGUGAGCCUCAAUGUGCCAAUGUCAAAUAUCAUGGAAGAGGAACAGAUCGCCAAGGACGACUCAUGCCAUCAUCGCCUUAGCCCAGUUAAAGGGGAAUUUCAUCAGGAAUUCCAGCCAGAGCUUUCCCUUUUGGGUGACAACGAUAACUCAGGAGAAGAAAGAGAUCAUUUUCCGCAUGCGGCAGAUGUUCUACACCCUGGCUUUCGGAACUGUAAAGCCAUGCCAGAAGAUUGUGAAGAGCUGUUAAGGAUAGAAGAGGACGCACACUGGCCGAGUGAGGGAAUAAUAAGUUCAUCCAAAGAUCAGGACAUGGAUAUAGUGAUGAUUGAGCAGCUGAGAGAAGCAGUAGACUUGCUGCAAGGUCCCAGCGGGCUAAGCACGGAUAUUACAGAGAGAAAUAUUUUAAGCCUGUACCCUAUGGGGUCAGGAGAAGCCUUAGAAUUACAAGAUCCUACACUGAAUGGUCAGAUACAGCUGGAGACGUCACCCUUGUGUGAGGUGCAGAAUGAUCCAGCAUUACAGACUAAUGGGAGCCAAUAUUCAGCAAAUGAGACGAGCGAGAACUCUCCUACAGUCUCUCCUACCACAAACAGCAUAGCUCCGUUUGGCCUGAAGCCUCGAUCAGUGUUUCUCAGACCUCAGAGAAAUUUGGAAUCUAUAGACCCACAAUUUACAAUUCGGAGGAAAAUGGAACAGAUGAGAGAAGAAAAAGAGCUGGUGGGACAGCUUCGUGAGAGCAUUGAAAUGAGACUGAAAGUCAGUCUGCAUGAAGACCUGGGGGCUGCGCUCAUGGAUGGUGUCGUGCUCUGCCAUCUGGUCAACCACAUUCGCCCACGAUCCGUCGCAAGCAUCCAUGUCCCCUCACCAGCAGUUCCCAAACUUAGCAUGGCCAAGUGCAGAAGAAAUGUGGAAAACUUCUUGGAAGCGUGCCGAAAAUUAGGAGUACCAGAGGAAAAAUUAUGUCUACCCCAUCACAUCCUUGAAGAGAAAGGCCUGGUCAAAGUGGGCAUUACCGUCCAAGCAUUGCUAGAUGUCAGUGUCACGAAGGCUCUGUUCACGUGAAGGCAACCCCUCUCUGUCCUUUGGGGUCACUCAGACUGUACUCCAUCAGGGAUCCUGAACCCUCUUCUUGGCACCUAGUCUACCCUUGUUCCCCAUCACUGCCUGUCACUUCCCAACUCUGUUGCAUUGAGAGGUUUGCAGACUGAGGCAGGGCUUUCUGCUUUUCAGAGCUGACCUCGGACGCUCAGACUUGACAGGUAUUUUUGCCUUGAAAGCAGAGAGCUGGGGAAGAGCUGAGCACCACAUCAAAGCCUUUAUGCCCUCUCAUCCCUUCCACGCUCACCAACUGCCGUUACCAGAACACCAAGCACAGCCGCCAAGCAACAAGAUGCGCUUGUUUUGUUCCAACCAGACUCAUGAGUAUUUCAUGGGGGAGGGGGUCACAAUCAGGUUUUUCACCACCAAAUUUUUCAAGAAGUUUCUUGAGACCAUUGCCUUUAAAAAAAAAACCCUAUUUUCGACAUACAAAAUAUUUAUAUAAAUAUUAUUUAUUAGUGAGUCGUUAUUCAUCCUUUGGAUGCAAAUUGUAAAUUAGGAAACUAUUUUAUUACUGCUUUUUUGUGGUUAAACACUUUAUUUUAAUAUUAUAAAUAUUGAGUUAUUUUCUAUCCUCUUUGGUAUGUGGUAGUUUUAGGUCUCAGUAAUCAUGUUUUCUAGUAUAUAUUAUUCAGAAAAAAAAAUUAAGCCAACAUCAGGUGCUUGUGUGACAAAGAACUGUUCUCUGGGGAGGCAUUGCUUACACUUAAGUUUGUGGAACAUUGUUCUUAUUUAUACUUCUGCAUUCCAUCCAGUUUCCUACAUUCCAGCAGCCCUUUGUCCCCCAAUACAAUAAACUGAAAUCAAGAGAGCACCCCAAAGUUAUUUGUAAAUAGCUGUGAUGGGAAAAAUAUGUAUUAAACUUGAAGAUAAAAAUGUGAACAGUUAUUUUCUUGGAUUCAGACUUCUUUUGCUAUGCACAAAACAUUCACAUUUUAACACAAAGCGUAAGUGUUAGCACCAUGUGUCUUGAAGUGUCAUUUUGCACUGUAGCAUGGGUAAUUAGAAAGUCUAGCACCAAAGGUUGAUAAAAAGGGAAUGGAACAGGAGAGUAGAGCUAAUACAAAGUUUAUUGUUUAACCAAAAAGUUUUUCAAAGGAAACUUUGACAGAGUGAACAAAAACUUCUUAAGGCACAUAGGAACUAGGCCAGGAAACCAGCACUUCUUACAACUGCCAGUUUUAAAAGGGGAAAGGACUCAGAAACAGACACGUUCGUGUUGAUGUAGUCUAGAUGGUGAUUUUCAAAGUAGCGUGUCAUCUAUUGCAAGAUUCAUGAUCUUUAAUGUGAAACUCAGGCAAAUGAUGUGGGAGUCAGUGAAGGCAGCUGCAGGCACAGCCAUGGCCACAGCAGGCUAAUGAGAAGGUCAAGCAAGUGGAGUUUGUGAGACAGGGCGGCCAAGGAGGAGCAAAUGCAAACAGAACAGGACUAAGGGAAGAACCAGCAAAGCAAAGGAACCUGUCCGUGUUGAUCUAUGAGUCCCAGGCGACUUCAUGUCACACAACCCCUGGUGCCAUGCGCUUCCAGGCACGCACACUCAUGUUGCAGCUACAACUAGCCCAGUAGUUGAUCUUUCAAAGUCCUGUGAGUGUUCACUGCACUUCCAUCUCUGGGAAAAGCCGUUGGAAGUUUUGAGGCAGCAGCAGCCACUGUUUCUAUUACCAUUGUAAAGGUGAAUGUGAAAGAAAAGAUCCCAGGAAGAGGGCAGUGUGCACUCACCCCACACCAGCAGGAACCAGUCCGGAGGUUGCUCCCCUGCUCGGAUUAGGGCUGGCGGGAGGGGGUAUUCUGCAGAUGGGACUUUGGAUUGGCAGCUAGCAGUGAUUUCUUAUCAGACGUACUGUGCACUUUAACUGAAAUUGUAUUUUAAUAUUCUAUACUUCACAAAUAUCUGUUUUGUCAAUAGCAUAACAAUGUAAAGAGGAAAGACAUUUUUGAACAAAGCAUUGAGGCAACACUCAAAGAUUGAUUCCAUUAGAAUUGAGACUGCUGAACCUUCAUGGGCAUUCAGAAUGCAGGGUCCUGAAAUAUUUUUUUUACAUGUAUAUAUGGCAACUUACAAAGCUGUGUAAUCAUUGUUUUGAGAAUUUUUUCAAAGUUAAAACAUUUCUUUGCAUACUGAUUUUCAUUAUUUUUUGAAGUUGGCUGUAUAAUACAAAUGGCUUCAGUAUUUUGUAAAAGAGCUUUUUUUCUUUAAAAUGCACUUCUUGUACUGCUAAGACAUCUUCAAGACCCUUGUACACUGUUUAUAUGUGCAAUAAAAUGUGCAUGGCUGGCUGAAAGUACUACAAAUGGACAGAAUGUGUAGAGUGCAAAUAUCUUAUUUAACAGCCAUUAAAACUUGGAAUUUGUACAAGCCAUUUUCUGAUUGAUUUACCCAUGUGAUGCAAAUGUUGAUUAGAUUGCACAUGCACAGAGAGCGUAGGAUGUCCCUGCUAAAACACAGUCGAGGUCAUCUAGUGUGAAUACUUGUAUAUAUGGAUACAAUAAAUGCAUGUUGGGUGUAUGUGUGUGCAAGAUCUUGAGAGCAAAUACAACUUUAUAUGUAGUUGUCAGAAGAAUACACAAACACACUCAGAUGCACAUUAGUCCACCCCUUAUCUGUGGUGUCAAUUCCUAAGGCUUCAGCUAUGCGUAAUCAAGUGAAAUCUGUAAAAUACUAACGUUUGUCUUAACAUGUUUAACAGAGAU